GCUUAUUAUGAAGGCUAUCUGAAUUUCUUCCCUCCAAAAUGCUAAGGAAUAAUUUAGGCAACAAUUCAGACUCUAAGAAUGAAGAUGGCUCAGUCUUUUCACAGACUGAACACAAUAUUGUUGCAACUUACUUGAUCAUGGCAGGUAUGAUAAGUAUUCUCAGCAACAUAAUAGUUCUGGGCAUCUUCAUUAAGUACAAGGAACUUCGCACACCCACAAAUGCAAUUAUUAUUAACCUGGCUGUUACUGAUAUAGGAGUCAGUAGCAUUGGCUAUCCCAUGUCUGCUGCCUCAGAUCUACAUGGAAGUUGGAAAUUUGGAUAUGCAGGCUGCCAGAUUUAUGCUGGAUUGAAUAUUUUUUUUGGAAUGGCAAGCAUCGGAUUGCUCACGGUGGUGGCUGUGGAUCGAUAUCUGACCAUCUGCCGCCCUGACAUAGGGAGAAGAAUGACCACCAACUCUUACAUCGGCAUGAUUCUGGGGGCCUGGGUCAAUGGCCUGUUUUGGGCUUUGAUGCCUAUCACAGGGUGGGCUAGUUAUGCCCCAGAUCCUACUGGGGCUACUUGUACCAUAAACUGGCGGAAAAAUGAUGCGUCUUUUGUGUCUUACACGAUGACAGUUAUUGCAGUAAAUUUCGUUGUGCCCUUGAUGGUGAUGUUUUACUGCUAUUACCAUGUCACUCAGUCCAUUAAGCGUCACACUGCCACCAACUGCACUGAGUCCCUCAACAGAGACUGGUCAGAUCAGGUAGAUGUAACAAAGAUGUCUGUGAUAAUGAUAUGCAUGUUUCUGGUGGCGUGGUCCCCUUACUCCAUCGUGUGCUUAUGGGCUUCUUUUGGUGACCCAAAGAAGAUUCCUCCCUCAAUGGCCAUCAUAGCUCCACUGUUUGCAAAAUCUUCUACAUUCUACAAUCCCUGCAUUUAUGUGGUUGCUAAUAAAAAGUUUCGGAGGGCAAUGUUUGCCAUGUUCAAAUGUCAGACUCACCAAGCAAUGGCUGUGACAAGUAUCUUACCAAUGGAUGUAUCUCAAAACCCACUGGCUUCUAGAAGAAUCUGA
Otolemur garnettii (small-eared galago) is the source of this 1052-nucleotide messenger RNA. It is a transcript of the gene RRH, whose product is annotated as retinal pigment epithelium-derived rhodopsin homolog. Gene Ontology annotation, molecular function: G protein-coupled receptor activity. The record is from RefSeq and is a predicted model, not a curated record. NCBI's taxonomy places the organism in Eukaryota, Metazoa, Chordata, Mammalia, Primates, Galagidae. The transcript is spliced from 7 exons. Gene Ontology annotation, biological process: visual perception; G protein-coupled receptor signaling pathway. Gene Ontology annotation, cellular component: photoreceptor outer segment; membrane. The coding region runs from base 39 to 1052 and encodes 337 amino acids.